Messenger RNA from Camellia sinensis, 714 nucleotides. Lineage: Eukaryota; Viridiplantae; Streptophyta; Magnoliopsida; Ericales; Theaceae. The record is from RefSeq and is a predicted model, not a curated record.
AUGAUCUUCUCCCUCUUCACCGCCGCCUCUAAGGUGUUCUUCGGCUCACCGGAAUAUUUAGUCGGUGAUGACCAGAAAAGAGUGAGGUCAUCGUCGGAGGACAUGACGUUACCACCGUGUUGGGUUAGUUUCCGGUCAUCGGUAUCAUAUCGUCACUACGAAGCAAUUGGUACUUUUACUGGGAUCUACAAAGGAAAUGGCUCCGGCAUUAUAGAUGUUGUACGACUCGCUAAAUCACUUCAAGCGUGUCGAGCCGUGGUGAUUCGUAGUUGCAGAGAGCUCGAAGGUGAGUUCAUCGAUUUGUAUGUGAAAAUUAUUGGUAAACCUGUGAUUCUGACGGGGUUACUUCUGCUCGAAAAACCCAAUAAAACACGAAUCGUCACCGUUGACGACGGCGUGUUGAGUAAGAUCUUUGAAUGUCUUGAUGAACAGAAACCCAAGUCAGUGGUGUUCGCUGGGUUUGGAAGCGAGUGUAAACUCACCAGAGAUCAGACUUACGAGAUAGCUUCCGGGCUAGAGUCAUUGGAAUUGCCAUUUUUGUGGGCUCUAAGAAAACCCAGUUGGGCUUCCGACGAUCUCGACGCUCUCCCGCAGGAAUUCAAUUGCAGGAUCUCUGGCAGAGGCAAAGUCUGCAUCGGAUGGGCACCGCAAAUCGAGAUUUUGGGUCACCCAUCGAUUGAAGGCUCGUUGUUUCACGCCGGAUGGGUUCAGUGA